AUGGCGCACCGCGAGACGGCGCCCUACGUGCCGCAGGACCACAAGGAGGUCACGCAGCUGAUCCACGCGCUCGAGGGCCACAAGGGCAGGACGUCGAAACAGAGCGGCUUUUCGGUGCGGAAACACACGUUUCCCCUGCCCAAUGGCCGCUCCGUCGACUCGUGGAAGAUGAACGACUGGGACUACAAGAAGGAGCACCUGCCCACGUAUGCACGCGGCCUCUUCACGUACAAAACACUGGACGGAAGGGAUGAGAUUGCCGUGCGCGGAUACGACAAGUUCUUCAACCACGGCGAAGUGCGCAAGACGGAGUGGAGGAAUGUCGAGCAGCAGACGCGCGGGCCCUACGAGCUCAGCGUCAAGGAGAACGGCUGCAUCAUCUUCAUCUCGGGGCUCGACGACGGCACGCUGCUGGUAUGCAGCAAGCACUCGACCGGUGCACGCGGCGACGUCGAGCUCAGCCAUGCCUGCGCUGGCGAGCGGUGGGCCGAGAAGCACCUGGCGACGGUCGGCAAGACGAAGAAGGAUCUGGCACUGAAGCUGCGCGAGAUGAACGCCACGCUGGUCGCCGAGCUCUGCGAUGACGACUUUGAAGAGCAUGUCCUGGCAUAUACCCCCGAGCAGGCUGGCCUGUACGUCCACGGCAUCAACCUCAACCUCCCGCACUUUGUCACCUACCCAGGCCCGCUGGUCGACAGGUUCGCAGACGAGUGGGGCAUGAAGAAGGUCCAGUAUGUCAUGGAGGAUGACAUAGCCAAGGUUCAGAAGUUUCUGGACAAGAUCGCCGAGACGGGCAACUACAACGGGCGUGAUACCGAAGGCUUCGUCAUCCGGUGCCAGUCGCGAGACUCUGACAACGCGCCCUGGGAAGACUGGUUUUUCAAGUACAAGUUCGAGGAGCCGUAUCUGAUGUACCGCCAGUGGAGGGAGUGCACCAGAGCCAUCAUUGCUGGCAAGCCCCCGCGCUACAAGAAACACCAGGCCAUCACCAAGGAGUACCUCGAAUACGCCCGCAAGCAGUUUCUUCAGAAUCCCGGUCUGGCCAAGCGGUACAACAUGAACCACGGAAUCAUAAAAUUGCGCGACGACUUCCUGCGCGAGCGGGGCACGACGGGGGCCGAGAUUAUUCGCCAGGAGCUUCAAAAUGGGCAUGUUGAGAACCAGCAGGUCAAGAACAGUGUUGUACUCGUUCCUAUUGCUACCAUCGGAUGUGGAAAGACGACACUAGCGUUGGCUCUGGUGAAGCUUUUCGGCUGGGGCCACUUCCAGAACGACAACGUGAAGGCGAAGAAGGGUCGUGGUCAGGUCUUUGCUGAUACCAUUUCCUCCAUGCUCGUUACCAGCCCGGUUGUCAUCGCCGAUCGCAACAACCACCAAAAACGCGAGCGUGACCAGCUCAUCAACGACGUCCUCAAGACUGCAAAGGAUGCUCGCUUCGUCGCACUGCACUACGUACACGACCGCAGCAACUACGAUGACAUCCGGAGAGCAACGCGGGGUCGCGUUCUCGCCCGCGGUGACAACCACCAGACCAUCCAGGCGGGCUCCAAGGGGCAGGACGAAAUCAUCGAGAUCAUGGAGGGCUUUAUGCACCGCUUCCAGCCUGCUGACCCUUCCGAGGCUCCCGACGAGAACUUCGACCUCAUCAUCAACCUCGACCCCGUGGUCGAUUCGCGCGAGAAUCUCGAGGUCAUUAUCAGCCAGCUAUAUGAGACGUAUCCCGCCCUUUUCGAAGGCCGAAAUAUGCCUACCAACGCGGACAUGGACGACGCGAUACAUUGGGCGAUGCACGAGUACCAGCCGGACUUCAAGAUGGACCUCUCCCGCGGCGGCGGCAACGCCAACAACAACAACCGCAACCAGAACCAGAAUCAGAAAUCCCAGAAACAGCAGCCAGUGGCCGCAAAGAAGCAGCCCAAGAUGGAGUACUUCUCCGUGCGUCUUCCCACCCAGCGCAUCAACUCCAUCCUUGAUGCCCUCUUCCACAACGCAGACCCCCAGACGGCGCGGCUAUACCGCCACCUCCAGCAGACCCGCCGUGUGCAGGGCGAGUUCCAUGUCACCCUGAUGCACCGCGCGUCUGCGGCGGAUAACCAGGCGUACUGGGACAAGCUGACCCAGCUGCACUCGUCCGUCGCGCAGGCCGACGCUAGCAACUGGGAACCCGAACUCGGCAAGUGCGGCGUGCAGAUGGAGCGUCUCGUCUUCGACGACCGCAUCAUGUGCUUCGUUGUGCGGUUGAACGGGGCAGCGGCGGUGGGGGGCGAGGAGGUGGCAUUCGAGACCGUGAAUCCCGUUGCGCAUGUUACGGUUGGCACGGCGAGCGCAGAUAUCAAGCCCAAGGAGAGCAACGACUUGCUACAGCGAUGGCUGAACGAGGGGUCUGGGGGGGAGACGGGGAUCCACGAACUCAGUGUCAAGGGCGGCGUCGUGCUCGAUGGAAGCGUGAGGGGUGUGCUAGGGAGGAUGCGGUGA
Paraphaeosphaeria sporulosa is the source of this 2475-nucleotide messenger RNA. RefSeq names its product tRNA ligase. The record is from RefSeq and is a predicted model, not a curated record. Gene Ontology annotation, biological process: tRNA splicing, via endonucleolytic cleavage and ligation. The transcript has a single exon. The coding region runs from base 1 to 2475 and encodes 824 amino acids. NCBI's taxonomy places the organism in Eukaryota, Fungi, Ascomycota, Dothideomycetes, Pleosporales, Didymosphaeriaceae. Gene Ontology annotation, cellular component: nuclear inner membrane. Gene Ontology annotation, molecular function: GTP-dependent polyribonucleotide 5'-hydroxyl-kinase activity; RNA ligase (ATP) activity; ATP binding.